Molecule: messenger RNA, 1358 nt
Organism: Cynoglossus semilaevis (tongue sole)
Lineage: Eukaryota; Metazoa; Chordata; Actinopteri; Pleuronectiformes; Cynoglossidae
Gene: psmc6
Product: proteasome 26S subunit, ATPase 6
Molecular function (GO): ATP binding; ATP hydrolysis activity
Source: RefSeq, a predicted model, not a curated record
GAGCCAAACACCGGAAAUUCAGAAUAACAAGCACGGGAAAAAAAAAACUCCCAUAAGUCAGUGAGGCAUCAUGGCGGACGGUAGAGAGAAAGCGUUGCAGGACUACAGGAAAAAAUUACUCGAACACAAAGAAGUUGAUGGGCGGUUAAAAGAACUAAGAGAGCAACUGAGAGAACAAACUAAACAGUAUGAGAAGUCAGAGAACGACUUGAAGGCUCUUCAAAGUGUCGGACAGAUUGUUGGUGAAGUGCUCAAACAGCUGACAGAAGAAAAGUUCAUUGUCAAGGCCACCAAUGGACCACGAUAUGUUGUUGGAUGCCGUAGACAAUUGGACAAGUCACAACUGAAGCCCGGCACCAGAGUUGCCCUAGAUAUGACCACGCUCACUAUAAUGAGAUACCUGCCGCGAGAAGUGGACCCUCUUGUGUACAAUAUGUCCCACGAGGAUCCUGGAAGUGUCUCCUACUCAGAGAUCGGAGGUCUUUCUGAGCAGAUUCGUGAGCUAAGAGAGGUGAUAGAGCUUCCUUUGACCAACCCUGAGCUGUUCCAGAGAGUUGGGAUCAUCCCUCCAAAAGGCUGUCUACUCUACGGACCACCAGGAACUGGGAAGACCCUUCUUGCCAGAGCAGUGGCCAGUCAGCUGGACUGCAACUUUCUCAAGGUGGUGUCCAGUUCCAUUGUGGACAAGUAUAUCGGCGAAAGCGCAAGACUGAUCAGAGAAAUGUUCAACUACGCACGUGACCACCAGCCGUGCAUCAUCUUCAUGGAUGAAAUAGAUGCAAUUGGUGGUCGUCGUUUCUAGGGAACAUCAGCAGACAGAGAGAUCCAAAGGACUCUGAUGGAGCUCCUUAACCAGAUGGACGGUUUCGACACACUGCACAGAGUGAAGAUGAUAAUGGCCACCAACCGACCCGAUACCUUGGAUCCAGCGCUGCUGCGACCUGGCAGACUAGAUCGUAAAAUCCACAUUGAACUGCCCAACGAACAGGCACGUUUGGACAUCCUAAAGAUUCACUCCAGCCCCAUCACCAAGCACGGGGAAAUAGAUUUCGAAGCCCUCGUCAAACUGUCGGACGGAUUCAAUGGAGCCGAUCUGCGGAACGUUUGCACAGAAGCAGGGCUAUUCGCUAUCCGCGCUGACCGGGAGUACGUGACUCAGGAAGACUUUAUGAAAGCUGUGAGGAAAGUGGCAGACUCGAAAAAGCUGGAGUCCAAGUUGGACUAUAAGCCCGUGUAAAACCUUUGCAUGUAAAAAAAAAAAAAGAAGGAAACCUUUUUGUCCACCUGAUGUUAUCCAUUUUACUAUCGUGGAUUUUCUGUAUUAAAAGCUACUGCGCCAGAGAAAUUUUAUGUCCAAA